UCGCCAUUUUCCGCUAUCUCGGAGCGACUGACGCGCACUCCAUCCUCUGUGUGACGCACCGCUGUGUCCAGCCCACCCAGCGCCGCUGCUGCUGCUGAGACUGAGACAGACCCCCAUCGCCCGUUUCCCCGGCGGAUUCUCCAUGUAUGGAUCCAUGUAUGGGGAGUGAUGCUGUAGGUUACCCAAAACUGAGAGAAGAUACGGAGCAGCAAGGAUAUCCAAGAAGGAGCCACUGGAGGAUCAGGACGCUUUUUUGAAUGGAUUCAUCGUGUGUGUUUUUCUUAAGUGGCAGUUGCUGAGGUGUCCGGUGUGUGUCUGUAACCAAUCAGAUCUACAGCUCUUCCACUAACACAAGCCCACCUGAGAGAUGGCGGGGGCUUCAGUCAAGGUGGCGGUGAGGGUUCGACCCUUUAACUCCAGAGAGAUUGGAAAGGAGAGCAAAUGCAUCAUACAGAUGUCAGGAAACACAACAACUAUCCUGAACCCAAAACAACCAAAAGAAAACAAGAGCUUCAACUUUGACUUUUCAUACUGGUCACACACUACGCCUGAGGACAUCAACUAUGCGUCUCAGAUGAAGGUGUAUAAGGACAUUGGAGAGGAGAUGCUGCUCCACGCCUUCGAGGGUUACAAUGUCUGCAUAUUUGCAUAUGGUCAGACAGGAGCUGGCAAAAGCUACACCAUGAUGGGGAGACAGGAAAAAGACCAGCAGGGCAUUAUACCUCUGCUGUGUGAGGAUCUUUUCACAAAGAUCAAUGACUGCAACAAUGACAACAGCAUGUCUUACUCUGUGGAGGUGAGCUACAUGGAGAUCUACUGUGAGCGUGUGCGUGAUCUCCUGAACCCUAAAAACAAAGGAAACCUUCGUGUACGAGAACACCCCCUGCUGGGACCUUAUGUCGAAGAUCUGUCCAAAUUGGCUGUAACUUCCUACAAUGACAUUCAGGACCUGAUGGAUUCUGGAAACAAGGCUAGGACUGUGGCUGCCACCAACAUGAAUGAGACCAGCAGUCGCUCUCAUGCAGUCUUCAACAUCAUCUUCACACAAAAGAAACAUGACAUGGAGACAGACAACACUUCAGAAAAGGUCAGCAAGAUAAGCCUGGUGGACUUGGCUGGCAGUGAGAGGGCUGAUUCAACUGGAGCUAAAGGGACACGACUGAAGGAAGGAGCAAACAUAAACAAAUCUCUGACCACUCUGGGGAAAGUCAUUUCUGCCUUAGCUGAACUGGACUCCGCACCAAACAAGAACAAGAAAAAGAAGAAAGUGGAGAGUUUCAUUCCCUACAGAGACUCAGUUCUGACCUGGCUUCUUAGGGAGAACUUAGGGGGUAACUCUCGCACAGCCAUGGUGGCGGCUCUCAGUCCUGCAGAUAUUAACUACGAUGAAACACUAAGUACCCUUCGGUAUGCUGAUCGUGCCAAACAGAUCCGCUGUAACGCUGUGAUUAACGAGGAUCCCAACAACCGCCUGGUUCGUGAGCUGAAGGAGGAGGUUGCUCGUCUUAAAGACCUGUUGUAUUCACAGGGCCUGGGAGACAUCAUCGAGAACCUGUGCAGUUACAAGAACUUUGUGAACAAUCACCAGGCUGUCAAUCAAAGGGGUGAUCUCUCCACAGUGACCAAUGCCAUGACAGGAAUGAGUCCCUCCCCAUCUCUUUCCGCCCUGUCCAGCCGGGCCGCGUCCAUCGCCAACCUUCAUGACCGUAUUUUCAGCCCGGCCAGUGAGGAAGCGAUUGAAAGGCUCAAGGAAACAGAGAAAAUCAUUGCAGAGCUUAAUGAGACAUGGGAAGAGAAGCUGCGACGUACCGAGGCUAUCCGCAUGGAGAGAGAGGCUCUACUUGCUGAGAUGGGUGUGGCUAUGAGAGAAGAUGGAGGUACUGUUGGCGUCUUUUCUCCCAAGAAGACCCCUCAUCUGGUGAAUCUCAAUGAAGACCCUCUGAUGUCUGAGUGUCUGCUGUACUACAUCAAAGACGGCAUUACCAAGGUUGGUCGUGAAAACGCUAAAACUCGACAAGACAUCGUUCUUAGCGGCCACUUCAUCGAAGAUGAGCACUGCACCUUCAGCAGCACCACAAGCCCACAGGGUGAAGGAUGUGUCAUCCUUGAGCCAUGUGAGGGGGCAGAGACAUACGUCAAUGGGAAGAGAGUUACAUCGCCUACAGUUUUGCGUUCUGGUAACCGCAUCAUCAUGGGUAAGAGCCACGUGUUUCGCUUCAACGAUCCAGAGCAGGCUCGUCUGGAGCGUGAGAGGACGCCGUGUGCAGAGACACCAGUGGAGCCUGUGGACUGGGCCUUCGCUCAGAGGGAGCUGCUUGAGAAACAGGGCAUCGACAUGAAGCAGGAGAUGGAGCAGAGGCUUCAAGAGCUUGAGGACCAAUACCGCAAAGAAAGAGAAGAAGCCAGUAACCUGCUUGAGCAGCAGAGGCUGGACUAUGAGAGUAAACUGGAGGCCCUUCAGAGACAAGUAGACUCUCGGUACCUGGAAUCACCUGAGGAAGAGGAGGAGCCCGAGGAGGAAGUCCCAUGGACGCAGCGGGAGACUGAGCUGGCGCUCUGGGCCUUCAGAAAGUGGAGGUUCUACCAGUUCACCUCCCUGAGAGAUCUGCUCUGGGGCAAUGCCAUCUUCCUCAAAGAGGCAAAUGCUAUUAGUGUGGAACUAAAGAAAAAGGUGCAGUUCCAGUUCGUCCUGCUGACAGACACUCUUUAUUCCCCGCUGCCACCUGACCUGCUGCCUCCCAGUGUGGCUAAGGAGAGAGAGAGGCGAUCGUUCCCUCAAACUAUUGUAGCUGUUGAAGUGCAGGAUCAGAAGAACGGCGCCACUCAUUACUGGACUCUCGAAAAGCUCAGGCAGAGGCUGGACCUGAUGAGAGAGAUGUAUGACCGAGCUGCAGAGCUGCCCAGCAGUGCUGUGGAGGACUGUGACCAUGCUCUAACAGGAGGGGACCCCUUCUACGACCGCUUCCCCUGGUUCCGUCUUGUUGGAAGGGCUUUUGUGUACCUAAGUAACCUGCUGUAUCCGGUGCCGCUGGUUCACCGCGUGGCCAUAGUCAGCGAGAAGGGAGAGGUCAAAGGCUUUCUCAGGGUGGCCGUGCAGGCCAUAUCAGCUGAUGAAGAGGCCCCUGAUUAUGGAUCCGGAGUCAGACAGUCAGGCACUGCCAAGAUCUCCUUUGAAGACCACCAGUUUGAGAAGUUUCAGAUUGAGUCGUGUCCUGGUGGUAUGUCACACUCCAACACCUCUCAGGAGGAGCUGAGAAUUGUGGAGGGAGAAGGACAAAACGUUGAAAUGGGAAUCUCAGCAGAUGAAGUGAACAACAACACCUGUGAAGUAUCUCUGUACCGUGCAGCCACUCACGAGGCCCCUCACAGCCCAUCGAAGAGUUUAGGUCUGGAUCUUCCCCUUGAGCUGUCUCCAGAGAAAGCUCUGUCCCACUUAAAGAUCGGCAGCACCUUCACCUUCAGAGUCACCGUCCUCCAGGCCUCCAGCAUCUCAGCAGAAUAUGCCGACAUUUUCUGCCAGUUUAACUUCAUCCAUCGCCAUGAUGAAGCUUUUUCAACUGAGCCACUAAAGAACACCGGCAGAGGGCCUCCACUCGGAUUCUAUCAUGUACAAAAUAUCACUGUGGAGGUGACCAAGUCUUUCUUGGAGUAUAUUAAGACUCAGCCUAUCGUCUUUGAGGUGUUCGGCCACUAUCAGAAACAGCCUUUCCCUCCAUUAUGCAAAGAUUUGAUCAGUCCUCUGAGACCCUCCAGGAGGCAGUUUCCACGUGUGAUGCCUUUGUCCAAACCAGUGCCAGCCACCAAGCUCAGCACGCUGACUCGCUCCACCGCUGGACCUUGUCAUGCCAAAUAUGAUCUCAUGGUCUUCUUUGAGAUCUGUGAGCUAGAAGCUAAUGGAGACUACAUCCCAGCAGUUGUUGAUCACAGAGGCGGGAUGCCGUGCCAUGGGACUUUCCUCUUACAUCAGGGCAUACAGAGAAGGAUUAGAGUCACUAUUGCUCAUGAAACAGGAAAUGACAUUGAGUGGAAGGAGGUGAAGGAGCUGGUUAUUGGUCGCAUUCGAAACACACCAGAGGCUGACGAGACCAUCAUAGACCCCAACAUCCUCUCCCUCAACAUCCUCUCCUCCGGAUACUUUUGGCCAAAACACGAUGACAACGUUUCAUUGGGAGUUGAUCAUAGAACCUUCUAUCGAUUUGAGGCAGCAUGGGACAGCUCCAUGCACAAUUCUCUGCUUCUGAACAGGGUCACCCCAUAUGGGGAGAAGAUCUACAUCACUCUCUCUGCUUAUCUGGAGAUGGAGAACUGCACUCAGCCAACAGUUAUCACCAAAGAUUUCUGCGUGGUGUUUUACUCCCGUGACACAAAGCUGCCAGCCUCCAGAUCCAUCAGGAACUUCUUCAGCACUGGCUGCCUCAGGCCCUCGGAGAGUAAUCGUGUCACCGGGGUUUAUGAGGUCACUCUCUGCCAUGUCGCUGACAAUGGAAGUCCAGGCAUGCAACGUCGUCGUCGGCGGGUGCUUGACACAUCAGUGGCGUACGUGCGAGGGGAGGAGAACCUGGCGGGUUGGAGACCCCGAAGUGACAGCCUCAUUCUGGAUCAUCAGUGGGAGCUGGAGAAGCUCAGCUUACUGCAGGAGGUGGAGAAGACAAGGCAUUAUCUCCUGCUGAGAGAAAAACUAGAGGCAACUCUUCAAGCAGGGCAGGACGCGCUUUACAAAGGCAGCGACAUUUGUGACUUUGCAAAGAGCCCAGUACUCAGCAACAGCCCGAGUGGUACCCCCUCCACUCCUGACAGCCCCAACCAGAGGCAGAGGGAGCUGGCUGCUAAGUGUCUGCGUCUGCUGAUGCAUACAUUCAACAGAGAGUACAGCCAGGUGAGCAGCAGUGCCAGUGAAAGCAAGCUUUCAGAAAUGUCGGUGUCACUACUGAGGGACUCGUGCUCCUCUGGCCUGAGCACACUUACUCCCUCCUCUACCUGCCCAUCAUUGGUGGAUGGUCAUUUUGACAUUCGACUCACUGAAACAGGCUCAGGAGCAUCAACACCGGACCUGGACCCUUUCAGCCCAGUGGACAGAAAGAAAGCUCUAAGAGGAUACACCUUUGUUCCUGACAUACAGGAGAUCCGUGUUAGCCCCAUCGUGUCAAAGAAGGGCUACUUGCAUUUCCUGGAGCCCCACAGCAGUGGCUGGGUGAGGCGUUAUGUGGUUGUCCGCAGGCCAUAUGUCUACCUGUACCGUAGCGAGAGGGACAGCGUGGAGAGGGCUGUUAUCAAUUUAUCGUCUGCUAAAGUGGAAUACAGUGAAGAUAAACAGACAUUACUGAGGACACCCAACACAUUCGCCGUGUGCACUGAGCAUCGUGGGAUACUGCUGCAGGCUGCCAAUGACAAAGAGAUGCACGACUGGCUGUAUGCUUUUAACCCUCUGCUAGCCGGUACCAUCAGGUCAAAGCUCUCCAGAAGAAAGUCAGUCCAGUCGCUCCCGGCUGCUCAGCGGCUCUAAAAGGUGAACCAGCCUUGAGGACAAACUGCAAAAGAACAAACAAUCUUAAAGCUCAUGUCAGCGUUCUGCUCUGAUGAAUGCAAACCUUACAGCAAAUGUUUCCAUAGAUAUGAUGACCAGCGCUGUCCCAUAACAAAAAAACAUCCUUGGUCUAUUUUUGCAGUCCUCUCCUCCAACCAUGCAUGGUGUGCUCCCUUUUGAACUUUAGAACAGUUUAUAAGGAAAAUUAACCAAUCAAACCUGAUUAUCAGCUUAGUUCUUCUGGAUAUUUGGGACUUAUUCUGAUUAGUUUUAAUGUACUUGUAGGAAUAUGUUAUCUGUAAGACUGCUAGAUUGCUGUAAAAAGAUGUGACCUGUUCCUCUUUUAUCAUUACUAAAAGUACAUCCCUGUAGUAAAACAAACAUUAACCACUUAUUGUAUCAGGAAGGCAAAGGAAAAGCAUCAGACUGGAUUCUUCUUUAUGUAGACCUGUGUACAGUGUGGGGAUGAUAGCCUCAUAUACAUCAUACUUAUAGUGUAAAAUACCUCAGUUUGGAUCUGCUUGAUGCAGCAUGAAAUUCUUCACUUCAUAAACAUCAGAUGGCAAAGAGGGAAAACUGAUUUUUCUAAUUAUUUAAGCUCAAAAGUAGCAUGAGGACAGAUAUGUUAGGAUGAAAGUGUGUUCUUCCUGUAUUGUAUCUCUAAGUAGUUCCAUGAAAACUGGAUUCAUUGGCUAAACUAAGGCAAAAUAAUUCAUUGUAAGGAGAGAGAACUGUUUCCUUUCCUUGCUUUUUUUUUAAAGCACUCCCCAUGAUGUUGCUAUUGUAAGUCUUCUGCAAUGUUAUUUAUUUGUGACAAGACCACUAACAGUUUUGUUGCUUGGCACUUUAUUGUCUAUAUAUUUAUGAUUUAUUGUUUUAUUUAAACCAAAGUACCAUUUUGCGUUAGAUUAUGUUUUGCAUAUAUGUCAACGAGUGUGAAUGGUAUUAUUUUAAGAUGCACUUUUUAUGUUCAGAAAUUUAGUUUAUUUUCUAAUGUAGAAAAUUAGAACAUAACACUGAUGCUUUCAUAAUAAGCAAGAAACUAGAGAAAGAUUGACUUAACUCUAAAGACAAAUGGAAAGCUAAGAUGAUCACAAGCUGAAUUUUAUAAAAUGUAUUUUUUUGUGUGACUUUCACACAUUUGUUUUCAAAGCUUACUGUCUUUUUAGUAAAGCUUCCCAUUCAAAUUAAGACAAAAAUAACACCUCAGUCUAAGAGGUCCAUACAUUAAAACAAAGUAUAACAUUUAUUCUCUGAGCAAAAACACCAACCCAAAGGACAUAGUUUGGUGUAUAAACAUGGACCUUUAAUUGGUUUAAAGUAUCUUGCCCCAUAUAGUGCCUCCUUUUUUUCCACCUUACUUCCUCUUCUUCCUUCCCCAUAACCUUAUAUAGCAGCGCAACAUCUAAUGACAAGUGAUUAAAGUUAAGCUUUCACAUAUAUUAGCAUUAUCUGUAAUAUUUUGUUUUUCUUUGAUUUUUCAAGUCUGCUUAAUAUCAAUUAACCUCUAAACACUGAACAAGCUGACAAUGUUGUCUUUAUAAGCGGACCUACUAGAUUUAAAGCCACACUGCAGCCUAAAUAUCAGUUAUCUAAUACAUGAUUAGCUGCUGUAGUAACUAAUUUUAGGUUGAGAGAUUCUUUAUUGUUAGUGUGACCAUUUUGUAUUGUACCAAGAGGGCCUAGUGAAAGAUAAGAAUAAAAACAUGAGAGGCCAAAAUGACAACCUAUAAUGGCAUUUAUUAUUGCAGAUGAUAUAAAGCACCUCUCUGAUCACAGCUCUGGUCAGCCAGCCAGUCUGCCUUUUCAGUGUAGCUCUUGCUUUCCUUUUUUUCCUGCCAGGACCAGACUGUGGGCAAACUUGACUUAUAGCCAGUAAACAAGUGACUGCGUGCAACAGGCCAGCCAACCUGUUGAGCAAUGCAGCCUGACGCUGUGAAAGUCAAAGUCUACCUGGUCGUGUUUUAAAAUAUAUGGUGCCACUGAGCAAACAUUCUGUUUGGCAUUUUUAUUUUUUUGUGUUGCCUAUCAAAUGAUGAAAUUCAGCUUUUUGGAACAUAGGAUGUUCUGCAUUGCCAAUUUAUAUGCACACAAUGCAUCUUUAAUGAUGCAUUGUUCACUCUUUUAUUAUUGUCAUAGUCUUUUAAAAAGAAAAUCAAACGAACAAACGAACAAAAACCCACCACACAAGUACUUAUUUUCCAAGUAGGCAGCUUGCAUUGCAUCUAGCUCAAGUAGCUAAAGAGUUUCAUGUUAAAAUUUCUGAGACAAUUCUGAAACUGUUAAAUUUCUUAUCCGGCUUGCUUCAUAUGUCAUGGUUUUGGAUCAAAGCAUGCUGGUCUUGUUUUCUUCGUUGAAUCCUGUCCUUCUCUCCUGCCUUACAGCUUGCUAAUGACAACAGCUUUCCAUUCCAGAAGUGCUGCUUGUAAAGUAUUGUUAUUCAUGAUCCUUGUAACAAUUAACUGGAACCCUUCCUCUUGGCUCUGUCUUGUAUAUAAAUUGAGAUUUCCUUUUUGGGUCUCAUCACACAGAUAAUCCAUUUUCCUGUGUUUUAUGAUGAAAAAAUAUGUCUCCCUCUUUGUCAAGUAUCCCAGCAGAAUGAAAAGUACAGAUCAGGGAUCUGUUUUGCACCUGUUCACUCAGUGUGGAUGAGGUCUUUAUGUUAAUACUGGGAGGUGGUCCAAGAUUAGUGCACUUGCUUGGAAUCACUUGACAAAAGCAGAGACAGGUCUCAGCCUAAACACAGUGCUCACAUUUAUCUUUUGAGUGUUCUCCAGUUCUUUCUCAUGUCUGUGGACACAUAACAACUAUUGUCAAAUAAAUAAAAUAUGGCAAAUAAAUAAAUAAAUGGGUGUUAAAACUUGU
Messenger RNA from Cyprinodon tularosa, 8389 nucleotides. It is a transcript of the gene kif1ab, whose product is annotated as kinesin family member 1Ab. Gene Ontology annotation, molecular function: microtubule motor activity; ATP binding; microtubule binding. Gene Ontology annotation, biological process: microtubule-based movement. The transcript has 48 exons. The record is from RefSeq and is a predicted model, not a curated record. Bases 368 to 5503 code for a protein of 1711 amino acids. Lineage: Eukaryota; Metazoa; Chordata; Actinopteri; Cyprinodontiformes; Cyprinodontidae.